Aegilops tauschii subsp. strangulata is the source of this 1724-nucleotide messenger RNA. RefSeq names its product phenolic glucoside malonyltransferase 2. The record is from RefSeq and is a predicted model, not a curated record. NCBI's taxonomy places the organism in Eukaryota, Viridiplantae, Streptophyta, Magnoliopsida, Poales, Poaceae.
UUAAGCUGCUCUGCGCCUCUGCUUCAUCACCAAGUCCAAGUGCAUACUUCCUAGUACUCCAGCACAGCAAGUGCAAGUUCCUAGUACCAAAUAGCAGCAAUGGCGCCAGCGCAGCAAGUGCAAGUUCCAGUGCAAGCCUCGCCACCCGCGAUUCUCAGCGUCCUCGAGACCACUCUCGUAGCGCCCUCGCCGAGCGCCGGUGCCGCCCCGCUGGAGUCCUCCCUCCCGCUCACCUUCUUCGACGUCCUCUGGCUCAACUCCCCGCCCGUCGAGCGUGUUUUCUUCUACCGCCUCGCCGCCGACGCCGACGUCCCCGCCAUCCUCUCCAACCUCAGGACCUCGCUGCCCCAGGCUCUCCACGCCUACUACCCGCUCGCCGGCCGCCUCCGCCUCACGCCUGGGACGGCUGACCGCUACGAGAUCUACUACCAGCCGGGCGACGGCGUCACCUUCACCGUCGCCGAGUACCGCGACGAUGUUGACAUCGACGAGCUCGUGGUUGACAAGCCGAGGGAGGUCUGCAAGAUCGGGCCGCUCGCACCGCCUCUUCCCAAGGGGGGCCCGGUGCUCGCGCUGCAGGCCACCGUGCUCCACCGUGGCCUCACCAUUGGCGUGGCCGUGCACCACGCUGCCUGCGACGGCGCCAUCUCCACGCGCUUCCUGCACACCUGGGCGGCGGCCGGCACCGGCGUCGUCGCUCCGUCACCUCCUGUCAUCGACAGAACUCUCAUAAAGGACGCCACGGGUCUCUACGACGUCUUCGUCAAAGCCAUGCCGUCGGCCGACGAGAUGGAGCACGUCAAGGAGUUGGACGACAAGCUCCUCGCCACCUUCACACUGUCCAAACAAGACAUACAGCGUGUCAAGGACGUGGUAGCCAGCGAAGCGGCGCGGCGAGGCGCGCCGCCGCCGCGAUGCUCCUCGCUGGUGGCCACCUUCGGCUUCAUGUGGUCCUGCUACCAGCGAGCCAGAGACGAUGCAGGAAGCAACGGCGGCGACCGCCCGACGUACCUGGUCUUCCCCGUCGACCACCGCGCGCGGAUGAAGCCUCCCGUCCCGGACGAGUACCUCGGCAACUGCGUCGGCGGCGCCAUGCACGCCGCGCCCAUGGACCAGCUCGCGGAAGCCGGCGCCAGCGGCCUCUUCGUCGCGUGCACGGCGCUAGCUGCGGCGAUCGAGGAAGCGGUGCGCGGCAUCAGGUCACCCGAGACGAUCGCGUUGUGGUUGGACAAGUUUAGGGAGGCUGCCAUGGCCGGGAUGUGGACUGUCGCCGGGUCGCCGAGGUUCCGCGUGUACGAGGUGGACUUUGGGUUCGGGCGGCCGGCCAAGGUGGAGAUCGUGUCCGUGGCGAGAACCGGUGCCAUGGCGGUGGCAGAAGGGCGGAGCAGCGCCGGCGGCAUCGAGGUGGGCAUCUCUCUGCCGGCGGCUGGCAUGCAGAGGUUCCAAGAGUGCUUCCGAGAUGCCAUUGACUCGCUUCAUCAUCAUUAAACAAGUAGUAAUUUUUUUUGCUGUGCAAUUGUGAUAGCUCGUCAGGUGAGAUUGAUAUGUGCACUGGAUGUUGAGCAGCAGCUAUGUAGCGUCUAGUCGGUUGUGUCCAGAUACUGAGAUAUCACAAUGGUCACUGAAUCCAUCAUGCAUAUGCAUAUCCAUAGCUAGUGAUGUUGGCACAUUAAUUUUCUCGGUAAAAAAUUAUUGUGGAGGUAUAUAAUCCAAAUUUUCUUCCA